This is a messenger RNA of Ornithorhynchus anatinus (platypus), 2031 nucleotides long. RefSeq names its product dual specificity phosphatase 1 (gene DUSP1). Lineage: Eukaryota; Metazoa; Chordata; Mammalia; Monotremata; Ornithorhynchidae. Gene Ontology annotation, cellular component: cytoplasm; nucleus. Bases 113 to 1222 code for a protein of 369 amino acids. The transcript is spliced from 4 exons. Gene Ontology annotation, biological process: negative regulation of p38MAPK cascade; endoderm formation; protein dephosphorylation. Gene Ontology annotation, molecular function: MAP kinase tyrosine/serine/threonine phosphatase activity; protein tyrosine/threonine phosphatase activity. The record is from RefSeq and is a predicted model, not a curated record.
CGGAGGGCGGGCGGGAGCGUGACCUUUGACCCCGCGUUUGCCAAAAGUUGAUUUUUGGGGGCGGUUUUGGGGGUUUUUUGUUUUUUUUUUCCCCCCCCUCCAACGUCCGGCGAUGGUGACCCCGGAGGUCGGGUCGUUGGACUGCUUGUCGCUGCGGGGGCUGCUGCGGGAGCGCGGGGCGCCCUGCCUGCUGCUCGACUGCCGCUCGUUCUUCGCCUACAGCGCGGCGCACGUGUCGGGGUCGGUGCACGUGCGGGUGAGCGGCCUGGUCCGCCGCCGGGCCAAGGGGGCCGUGGGCCUCGACCACAUCCUGCCCAGCGAGGAGCUGCGGGCCCGCCUGCUGGCCGGCGCCUACCGGGCCGUCGUGCUGCUCGACGAGCGGGGAGGACAGCCCGACCGGGCCCGGAGGGGGGACAGCACCCUCGUCCUGGCCGCGCACGCCCUGGCCCGCGAAGCCCGAGCCGCACGUCUCAGCGUCCUGCAAGGCGGCUUCGAAGCCUUCGCCGCGGCCUGCCCCGAGCUCUGCACCAAGCCGGCCGCCCCCCUGACUCUCACCCUGCCCCUCAGCGCCCACGGCCCGGGCAGUGCCAGCCCCACCCGCAGCCCCUGUGGCACCCCUCUCUGCGACCAGGGUGGUCCGGUGGAGAUCCUCCCCUUUCUGUACUUGGGCAGUGCCUACCAUGCUUCCAGGAAGGAUAUGUUGGAUGCCCUGGGCAUCACGGCCCUCAUCAACGUCUCCGCCAACUGCCCAGACCACUUCGAGGAUCACUAUCAGUACAAAAGGAUCCCUGUGGAGGACAGCCAUAAAGCUGACAUAAGCUCCUGGUUCAACGAAGCCAUUGACUUCAUAGACUCGGUGAAGAAUGCCGGAGGAAGAGUGUUUGUCCACUGCCAGGCGGGCAUCUCCCGCUCCGCCACCAUCUGCCUUGCCUACCUCAUGAGGACCAAUCGGGUCAAACUGGACGAGGCCUUUGAGUUCGUGAAGCAGAGGCGAAGCAUCAUUUCCCCCAACUUCAGCUUCAUGGGGCAGUUGCUGCAGUUCGAAUCCCAGGUCCUGGCCCCCCACUGCUCCGCGGAAGUCGGAAGUCCCGCCUUGGCUGCGCUAGACCGGGGGGCUUCCACCACCACUGUCUUCAACUUCCCGGUCUCCAUCCCCGUCCACCCGGCGGCCAGCGCUCUAAGCUACCUUCAGAGUCCGAUCACUACUUCCCCCAGCUGCUGAGAGGCCUGGAAAAGUUGUUUCGAAACCCUCCGGGGCUUGAGACUUGGGUUUGUCUAAGACAAAGUGCAAUAACUUUUGGAAGGUGUAAUCUUCGAUAUCCUUUGGCAUUCCACCCGGCCCCGCGCUUGGGGCUUCUGAACCACAGAGUAAUAACGUGUCACGGGAGAUGUCGGACACUGGACACUGCCUUGACGCCGGACGGUGGGCAUCUCUCCCGUCCGCUAAAACUCCUAGUGGGUGUGGGACCGGUGUUGGCUGGCACACCACGGGGUAUGGAGAAGGGACCCAGAGGAUGCAAAGACACUGCUCACCUGGUGAGCUCUUCCCUUUUGUCUUCUACCUUCCCUCUCUACCUUCCCUUCCCUCCCCACCCGUCUCUCCGCCGCCCCUCCAUCCUUAAGAAACCCGCUCCUUGUGUUUGACGAACCCGCCGCCGUUGACAUUCCUGGACAUUCUGGAGGCGGGUUCUUCCUUCCUUAAUGGCUUUUAUAUAUAUAAUAAGGAAACUUCCAUUAUUUAUUUUUUGUGUAAAUAUAUUCUGCCUUUACCAGCCUCUCUCCACCCCCUGAUAAACCAAAUACCUCAGUUUUUUUUUUUCUCUCGAGUACCGCGAUCCUGUAAACACAGCUUAAACCCAUACUCUCCAUGCUGACGGAAAAGCACCUGGCGAGAGGGCUUUGAGUGGUCAACAGUUGUAUGUUUAUUUAUGACCUGAAAUAAUAUAUUUCUUCUAACAAGAAGACAUUUUGUUACAUAACUGACUUUUUUUUUUUAUACAAGCAGAAUAAAUUAUGACAUUUCUAUUGCCA